AUGUUUAACAAUACGGUGACAGAGUUUAUCAUUCUUGGUUUUUCCGCCUUCACUGAUAUCCAAUUUCCAUUCUUCUUCCUCUUUUUCUUCAUAUACCUGAUCAUUCUGUUGGGAAAUGGGACUGUUGUGUACAUUGUGAACUCCGACCCAUCACUGCACUCUCCAAUGUACUUCUUCCUUUGUAACCUGUCAACACUAGAGAUUGUGUACUCCUCAGUUGUCAUCCCAAAAAUGUUGGCCAACCUUAUCUCUGAGGACAAACGGAUAUCGUUUCAUGGUUGUGCUCUUCAGAUGUUUUUGUUUUUAUCUUUGGGAACCACUGAGUGUCUUCUUCUCGCUGUCAUGGCUUAUGAUAGGUUCACAGCCAUUUGUCGCCCUCUAAGUUAUAGCCUUAUCAUGUGCCAAGUAAGGUGCCAGCAGUUUUCUGCCUUUGCAUGGUGGUCAGGAAUUCUCCUAUCUUUGAUCCAGACCACCUUGAUUUUUGUGCAGCCAUUCUGUGGUCCCAAUGUCAUUGACCACUUUUUCUGUGACAUUCCCCCUGUUUUGAAGUUGGCAUGUGCAGACACGUACCUGAACGAAGUUUGCAUUUUCAGUGUCUGUGUAGCCAUCCUGCUGGCACCGUUCCUACUCAUUCUGGUUUCCUACAGCCAAGUUCUCUACACCCUUCUUAAAAUGAGUACAGUCGAAAAUCGUAGGAAGGCGUAUUCUACAUGCAUGUCCCACUUGACCUCAGUCACAUUGUUCUACGGUACUGCGUCCUUCAUGUACCUUCGUCCCAGGUCUCAAUACUCCCUGGAGAUAGACCGCUUUCUGGCAUUGUUUUACAGCGUGGUGACGCCUUUGUUAAACCCUUUAAUAUAUAGCCUGAGGAACCAGGAAGUGAAAACUGCAAUUUUCAGACUUUUUAAUAUAAUCUUUAUUAGAAGUAAAUAA
Messenger RNA from Pelobates fuscus (common spadefoot toad), 933 nucleotides. RefSeq names its product olfactory receptor 10A3-like. Gene Ontology annotation, molecular function: G protein-coupled receptor activity; olfactory receptor activity. The record is from RefSeq and is a predicted model, not a curated record. The transcript has a single exon. Bases 1 to 933 code for a protein of 310 amino acids. Gene Ontology annotation, cellular component: membrane. Gene Ontology annotation, biological process: G protein-coupled receptor signaling pathway. Lineage: Eukaryota; Metazoa; Chordata; Amphibia; Anura; Pelobatidae.